GCUUUGGCGGAAAUUGCCACCGGCCAACGUCCAUGCAUUGAGAAGGUUCUGGAUCUGGAGUCAUGGAGGCACCACCCAACACCAACAUCUACGUUGCAGACCUCCCUCCGGGAAUCGAUGCCAGCACUGUGCAGACCAUCUUCAGUGAGUAUGGUACUAUCGUCUCCGGCCAGAUCAAGGUGAUGGCUGGCAAUGCCCCUGGACGCAAGUCUGCCGCGAUGAUUCGAUUCUCGACUAUAGAGGAGGCCAAGUGGAUUAAGGACAACUUGGACGGAAACAUCCCACAAGGUUUGACCGAAGCGGUGAUUGUGAAAUACGCUGACACGCCAGAGAUCAAAGCCGCCAAAGCCAUGGGUAUGGCCGGAGGCGGAAAGGGCUGGCAGCCUAUGAAUGGCGGUGGCAAGGGCUAUGGGAAGUCGAAAAGUCCUGCAGCCAGGAGCAUGCCGUACAUGGCUCCGGCUAUGAUGGGAGCUAUGGCAGGCUGCAUGGGAGGUCCCGGGAAGGGCAAGAUGAACGUCGGAGGGAUGAAAGGAGGUGGCAAAGGACAAUGGGGCGGUAUCAAGGGCUUGUUCACUGGCCUGUUGGAGGCCAAGGCUCUUCCUGGGGCAGCUGACAGUGACAAUGACAGGAAUGCCCUCUACGUCUCCGGAUUGCCAUCGGACACACAGGACGUCGAUCUCUACAGGAUUUUUGCCCCAUUUGGUGCAAUUGCUCCUAAGGGCGUGAAGGCCAUGCAGAAUCCAGAUGGCAGUUGUCAAGGUUGGGGGUUCGUGAAUUACCUGGACGCAGUGUCGGUGACCUCCGCCUCGGAUAUGCUCAACGGGACGCAACAGGCGGAUGGUCGAGAACUCAUUGUGAAGCCCAAGGACGCCAAAAAGAUGGUCUGAAUGGCAAAUGGCGAGGAAAGCUGAGGGGUUGCGGUUCAACAAAUACCAAGGCUAAGAAAGUUGCGGUAUACACAGAUUACUCAGAUAUGACUCAGCAUUCCCAUGAGACAAUGACCCCAUUUGGUUGCAGAUGACCAGAUGGUCAGCAUUGGCUAUGUAUUCGGAUCCAGCUAUCGCCGCCGCAGUUUUAACCAACUAUGCCCGCUGGGAGCGGUUCAAAAGGUCCGAAGAUCGCUUGGUGGUU
Molecule: messenger RNA, 1131 nt
Organism: Cladocopium goreaui
Lineage: Eukaryota; Dinophyceae; Suessiales; Symbiodiniaceae
Source: the annotation of a GenBank genome assembly